This is a messenger RNA of Vigna angularis (adzuki bean), 1219 nucleotides long. RefSeq lists its product as uncharacterized. The transcript has 6 exons. NCBI's taxonomy places the organism in Eukaryota, Viridiplantae, Streptophyta, Magnoliopsida, Fabales, Fabaceae. The coding region runs from base 93 to 1061 and encodes 322 amino acids. Gene Ontology annotation, molecular function: pseudouridine synthase activity; RNA binding. The record is from RefSeq and is a predicted model, not a curated record. Gene Ontology annotation, biological process: tRNA pseudouridine synthesis.
UUAGUCUAAAAUUCAAAGACAUUGAUUGUUUUAAAAUUUGGUAUUCACAAAAGUAAAAUGGAUAAAGAAGAAAAGGGUGUUGAUUUUGUGAGAUGAGUUAUGCAGUGGGAGCAUUGGUUUCUCCAUCUCCAUCUCCAACUUCCCUCCCUUUGAUAAAUUCCACUGCUUCUGUGGAAGUGGAACAUGGGGUGAAGCCCAUUCAAGAUGGGUAUAAGUGGCGUCUGAUUUUGGCUUACGAAGGAACCCGAUACGCAGGUUGGCAAUAUCAACAGUCUCCCCCUACUGUACAAUGCACUCUCGAGAAAGCUUUAACUCAAGCUACAAAGCUUCAGAGGAAGGAUCUCAGUUUGGUUGGUGCUAGCAGGACUGAUGCAGGAGUCCAUGCCUGGGGUCAGGUUGUUCAUUUCUUUACACCUUUUAACUAUGACAAUUUGGAAGACAUACAUGCAGCUUUGAAUGGCCUCCUUCCUUCUGAUAUCCGAGUUAGAGAGAUCAGCCCUGCAUCAGCUGAAUUCCAUGCUCGAUUUUCUGCCAAAAGUAAGAUUUACCAUUACAAGAUAUACAAUGAUAGCGUCAUGGAUCCAUUCCAGCGGCAUUUUGCUUACCAUAGUGUGUAUAAACUCAAUAGCGCUGUAAUGAAAGAAGCUGCAAAAUAUUUUGUUGGGAAGCAUGAUUUCUCGGCCUUUGCCAAUUCAUCCCACAAAGAUGGGGUGCCGGAUCCGGUGAAGCAAAUAUUCCGAUUUGAUUUGAAAGAAAUGGGAGCUCUUUUGCAACUUGAAGUUGAAGGCACAGGUUUCUUGUAUAGACAAGUCCGAAACAUGGUGGCUUUGUUGCUUCAAAUUGGUAGGGAAGCUAUCCCUCCUGAUAUUGUUGCUUAUAUUCUGGCAAGUCGAGAUCGCAAAGAGCUUGCAAAAUACUCAUUGUCUGUCCCUCCUCAUGGCCUUUGUCUUGUUUCUAUCAAAUAUAAGGAAAGUCAUCUGUUGCUUCCACCAGGGUGUCCUGCAAACAGUUUUGGCAGGCAUCAUACCAUAAGGAAAUGCAAAGUUCCAUUCUUUCUGUAAUAUGCAUCAAAACAAACAGUCUAAGGUUUUUUGGGGCUAUAGUGACCUUAGGAGUUUUUACAUGCAGAUUUUAAGAAUUUUUAAAAGAUGUAAUUUCAUUGAAGUAUGUAUUUGUUUAAUUCAAAUAUGUAGUUCAGUGCCGCCACUGGUAUUAACUG